CCCCGGGAGCAGCGGCGGCGGCGCCGCCAUGAAGCGGGACGUGCGCAUCCUCCUGCUGGGGGAGGCCCAGGUGGGGAAGACAUCUCUGAUCAUGGCUCUGGUGGGCGAGGAAUUUCCUGAAGAGGUGCCCCCUCGAGCGGAGGAGAUCACAAUCCCAGCUGACGUCACCCCUGAGAAGGUCCCCACACACAUAGUGGACUACUCAGAGUCAGAGCAGACAGAGGAUGAGCUGCAGGAGGAGAUCGCUAAGGCUAACGUGGUCUGCGUGGUUUACGAUGUCACCAAGGAGGCCACGAUCGAGAAGAUUCGGACAAAGUGGAUCCCCAUGGUGAACGGAGGAGUUGAAAAGGGCUCCAGGAUCCCCAUUAUUUUAGUGGGAAACAAGUCUGACCUGCAGGUGGGGAGCUCCAUGGAUGUCAUCCUGCCCAUCAUGAACCAGUUCUCAGAGAUCGAGACCUGUGUGGAGUGCUCUGCCAAGAACCUCAAGAACAUCUCUGAGCUCUUCUACUAUGCCCAGAAAGCUGUGCUGCACCCCACCGCUCCCCUCUACGACCCAGAGGAGAAGCAGCUGAAACCUGCGUGUGCACGAGCGCUGACCCGGAUUUUCAACCUCUCGGACCAGGAUAACAACCAGAUCCUUAGCGAUGAUGAACUCAACUACUUCCAGAAGUCCUGCUUUGGAAACCCACUGGCUCCCCAAGCCCUGGAGGACGUAAAGAUGGUUGUGUGGAAGAACACCACAGAUGGGGUGCAGGACAACGGCCUGACAUUGAAUGGCUUCCUUUUCCUCAACACACUCUUCAUCCAGAGGGGCCGGCACGAGACCACCUGGACCAUCCUUCGCCGUUUCGGCUACGACGAUGAGCUGGCACUGACAGAUGACUAUCUCUACCCACAGUUCCGCCUUCCCCCUGGCUGCUCCACGGAGCUCAACCACUUGGGCUACCAGUUCCUGCAGCGGCUGUUUGAGAAGCAUGACAAGGACCAGGAUGGAGCCCUGUCACCCAUAGAGCUGCAGAACUUCUUCAGUGUCUUCCCCUGUGUGCCCUGGGGCCCCGAGCUCUACAACACGGUAUGCACCACUGAUAAAGGCCUGCUUUCCCUGCAUGGAUUCCUCUGCCAGUGGACGCUCGUGGCUUACCUGGAUGUGCGGCACUGCCUGGAGUGCCUGGGCUACCUGGGCUACCCCAUUCUCUCGGAGCAGGACUCCCAGACACAAGCCCUCACGGUGACCCGGGAGAAGAGGAUCGACCUGGAGAAAGGCCAGACCCAGAGAAACGUCUUCCUCUGCAAGGUGCUGGGAGCCAGGGGCGCAGGCAAGUCUGCCUUCCUGCAGGCCUUCCUCGGCAGGAGCCUCGCGGCCCAGAGGGAGAACCCAGGAGAGCCAUCCCUCUACGUGAUCAACACGGUGCAGGUCAACGGCCAGGAAAAGUACCUUAUACUGUAUGAGGUCAGUGCCGACACGAAGUUUGUGAAGCCGUCGGACACAGCCUGCGAUGUCGCCUGCUUCAUCUAUGACCUGAGUGACCCCAGAUCCUUCAGCUACUGUGCCAGUAUUUAUAAGCAACACUACAUGGACAGCCAGAUCCCCUGCGUCUUCGUGGCCUCCAAGACAGACCUGCCAGAAGCAAGUCAGCAGCCUGGGCUCUCCCCUGCUGAGUUCUGCUACAAGCACUGCCUCCCGCCGCCCUUCCUCUUCUCCUGCCACAGCCAGGGUCCGCCCAGCACCACCGUCUACACCAAGCUGGCCACCGCUGCCACCUUCCCCCACUUGAACGCCGUGGAGCUGGGAGCCGCGUCCUUCUGGCUCCGGGUGGCUCUGGGGGCCACGGUGACUGCUCUGGUAGGGUUCACGCUGUACCGCGUGCUAGCCAAGAACAAAUGAGAGUCGCUCUCCACCCCGUCCUCCCUGUGACACCAGCCUCCCCGUCCCAAAUGACGACCCAGUGAGGGGCCCUGCCUCAAGCUGGUCCCUGGUGGGAAAUCCUCCUUUCCCCCCAGCCUGGAUUGCAGGACCAGUGAAACCGGACUUCCCAGCACCAGCAGGAUAGUUCCCCCAGCACUGGCCAGCCUAAUCCUGCUGGCCUCUGCAGCCUCCUCACCCACAUGGCUCCUGCCCAGCCGUGGCAGCAGGGGCCAGGCAGCUCUGCCUGGGGGCUCCACCUCACCGGCAGCUGGAGGAUCACCCUCAUCUUUUAUUCUGUUAAAUUUUUUUAACGUUUGUUUUUAAGCUCAAACAUUGAGUGUUUCAGUAUCUCUUGGGCCGGGCACAUCCCUUCCCCGGAGGGCUGUGCUGGUGCCCUCAAUUCUGGGGGGCAGCACUCCCACAGCCCCUCGUGCCUCCAGCAGCAGCAGAGCUGUUGGAUGGGCUCAUGGCUUCACCCCCCUGGGGCACACCUCCAUCCCCUGUCCCUGUUUCCCUCAGCCAGAGCUGGGAAAGGCAGCCGUGAAGGGCCAGGCACUUAGACCCCCCAAAGCCCCUGUGUUUUUGGAGUCACUCCUGGCCCCUCCUGCUGGGACACUGUGGCUGCAGCCCCCAGCCCCGGGCUGCAAGGGGAGGGAGUGAUACCAGGGUCUUGUCCUAGGCUCCUUCUCUCUCUUGUUUCUGCACAAAAAUACUUGGAGUCCUGCAGUGUGCUAGGCUCUCCGCCCAUCUGCCCUCCUCCCCUGCCUGGCUGCGUGGCCUGUCCCCUCCCUGCGUCACCAGUAUUCACGGCCGCCAGUAUUCUCAGGGCCCCAGGAGCCCUGGUAAGCUGGGGAGGGCUGUGAGGGUGUCAGGCUGCAGUCCUUUCGUGGCAGUGCCAUCCCUGAGCUGGUGCCACGCUGUGCCACAUGCUGGCAUAUGCCCCUUGUCCUGCUGUCCCCUCCACAGCGCCCUGGCCGCACUGAGGCUGUCCCAGAGUGCGAGGCUCUGGGUGUUGCAUCUCCUGGUACGACUGGAAGCUCUUUCCUCCCCUGUCCCCUGCCCCGAGCUGGCAUUAGCUGCCGGGCAGCUGCUGUGACUUCAGCUCAGCGCAAAUCUGGGGCCAGAGUCCCACCAUGUCCGUGUCUCCGAGUCCCAAAGAGUAAGGCCAGCCUGUGCUGGCCCCCACACAGCUCACACCCAUCCCUGGGCUCCCAUUCUUCCGGGGGGAGCCUGAGUCAGGUCCUGGCUCAGUAACACUAGCUCUUAGGCUUUUUGAGCACACUCAGGGUAGGUUUCUUUGCAGGCAGCUGGUGGGGCAGCACUGAGGUAACAGCUGGAGCUGCUUUUCUCUAUGUUUUGUCUAUUUAAACUUUUUAUUGUGGCCUGGAGCCAGUGAGGGGGUUGAGAAGUUGCUGGGCAGCAGCCAGCAUCUUAUGGGGGCAGUCCCAGGGUGGUGCCCCUAUCCUGCCGGUGCCUGGUCCCCAGCGCUGGCCGGAUGAGGGGGUCCCUGCCUGUGCUGGUGCCACUCUGCCAGUCAGGCACCCGCUGCUGGCCUGUGGUUCAUGGCACUGCCAAGGCCACAUCUCUGGUGUUCCUGUAUCCCUUCUCCGUGCCCAAGCCCACCACGCGUGGCUCUGCUAGCCAGGCCCGUGUCUGGUGGUCUGACCCCGCUCCUGGCACCAGUCCAUGUCUGGCAAAGCCAUACCGUUUUAGGAGGUUUGUUCUCUACAUCAAAAUAAAUUUUUAC
Molecule: messenger RNA, 3653 nt
Organism: Haliaeetus leucocephalus (bald eagle)
Lineage: Eukaryota; Metazoa; Chordata; Aves; Accipitriformes; Accipitridae
Gene: RHOT2
Product: ras homolog family member T2
Exons: 19
Coding region: 29-1885 (618 amino acids)
Biological process (GO): small GTPase-mediated signal transduction; mitochondrion organization; mitochondrion transport along microtubule
Cellular component (GO): mitochondrial outer membrane
Molecular function (GO): GTPase activity; calcium ion binding; GTP binding
Source: RefSeq, a predicted model, not a curated record